CCGGACGGGCGUGUGGCGUGGUUGGUGGCGCGUCUGCCUUGCAAGCAGAAGGCCGUUCGACUUCGGUCUCGUCCAAUCCUUUUGUCUUUCUCCCGCGCGGUGCACAGUGUGUAUGAGGGGGCGCGGCAGCAGGGCUCUACGCACGGCAUCAGGCGUCUCUCCCGUGCUUCAAGGCGGCGAUCUCGCGCUGGAGGUUGCGGAUGUAGACCGCGGCCAACUCGAUGGUGGUGGCCUUGGAGGGCACGGUGAUGCCCUCCUGGAAGGUCUGAGGGAUCAAGCGCGACAACUCGUGCACGGCCUGGUUCAUGCGCACCCGGCGCCCCUGCUCGGCGAUCUUGUGGGAGGUCUUCUUGCCCGGGACGCGGUCGCGCCUCCCCGCCAGCUCGGCCAGCUCGGCCAGCUCGCCGCCCAUGGCCUCGAGCACCGGCGAGGUCUCGGACAGCGAGGACCCGGGUGGCGCCGGGGCGGCGGCGGCGGGCCCGGAGGCCUGCAGCGCCGCGAGCCUGUUCAUGGUGAAGCCCAUGAGCGUGCCCGGCCCCAGCGCGGGCGGCGCGGCGUCGACCGGGGUCUUCUUGCCCUGGGGCGGGCGCAUGAGCGGCGGGUCGAAGGGGCGGGGCUCGUAGUGCUCGGGCGGCGGGUCGUAGUGGGUGCGCGGGGCCAGCGUCGGCUUGGCCAGGAGCGUCGGCGUCAGGUGCGGCGUGCGGCGCUUGGCCGGGCGGGCCGGGGCGUAGCCGUCCGCGGCAAACACGGCCAGCGAGCGGCGGCGGGCGGGCUCGGGCCCCGGCGCAGCUGCCUGCAGCUGCGCCUUCAACGCCGGCGACGUCAAGGGCUCGAAGUCCGUGGCCGCGGGCGCGUACGCGAGCUUGUUGGAGUUCACGUGCGCGUCGGCGGGCGUGGCCGCGGGCGACACGAGCGGCGAGAAGCCGUGCACGGCCAGGAGCCGCGAGCGCUGCUGGCGCUGCUUGUGCUGGAAGUGCUCCUGGUUGUACAGGCGGCUGUCCUGGCUGGGCAACACGGGCGACAGGAACAACGCGGCGCCGGCGGCCGCGAGGUGCGGCGUGUUUUCCACGAACGCCAGCGGCGGGUACGCGUGCAGGCCGUGGCCCACGCCGGCGGGCGCCAUGAAGUCCAACGCGUCGAGGCUGAAGUCGGGGGCGCCGGGCGGCUGGCCGUAGUAGCCGGGGUCCAAGUGGUCGAGCAAGAACGCGCUGUGGUCGUAGUGGGCGAAGUCGGGCGGCGCGAGCGGGUCCGCGGCGGCGGCGGCGGUGUUUGCGGCCGCGGCCGGUGCGGGCCUGGCCAUGGCGGCGGUGUUUGUGGCGUUCCCUGCGGCGCUGGGGCCGGUGUUUCGGCCGCUGUCUGGGGCGGUAUAUGGGCCGGUGUUCGGCCCGUUGUGGCCCGCCUGGCCGGCGUUGUGGCCGGCGUCCGUGGCGGCGUUCUGCCUGGCGUUCUGCCUGGUGGUUUGCCCCGAGUUUGGAGCCGUGGCGGCGGGGCUGGCGCCCGGCGGGGUGGGCGCUACAUGGGCCGGUCUAGCUCGGGCGCCAGGCGGCGUGGCGUGGUCGCGAGACAUGGAUUCGGGCCGCAGCGGCACGGGCAGCACGGCCCGCGGGUAGCGGUGGCGCGGCGGCGGCGGCGUGGCGGCGGGCGGCGGCGUGGCGGCGGGCGGCGGGUCUUGGAGGGGGCUCAGGGGCGCCAUGGCGGCGUGCGCGGACGGGCACAGCGGGUCGGGCAGGAACGCUGGCGGGGCCGGGGAAAAGCGGGCAGGGGCGGCGGCGGGCGGCGGCGCGUGCGGCGACACGAGUUUGGGGGCGCUGGCGGCGGGGCGGGGCGUGUUUGGCCGCGUGUGGUUGGGCGCCAGGAGGAGCCAUUGCGAGGACAUGGCGCUUGUGAGGAGGAGGAGCGGCGGUCACGUGCCGCGCGGGCUGGGAAAGGCGGGCCGGGCUGGGACGGCGGGUGUUUUUGGAAAAGCGGGGUUUUUGUGAAGGCGGGUGUUUUUGUGAAGGCAGUGUUUUUGGAAAAGCAGUGUUUUUGGAAAAGCAGGUGUUUUUGGAAAAGCAGAUGUUCUCGUGGAAAAGCCCGGUGCGGGAUAAAUAAGUGGGCCUGGGAAAUUAGGAGGGCCUGGGAAAAACGAGGGGCCUGGCGCGGGGCGCGGAUGGGCUCGAGGAUCGGGGCCAGUUGAGGGCCGGCGGCCAGGACGUGGAAUCUCGGGCAAAAGUCUGGAGAUCCGGGACAGCAGAAAAUUCGGAAAGCCGAGGAUCCGGAAAGCUGAAGAUUCGGGGAAGUCCAAGAAUUGGGGAAGUCCAAGAUUCGGGAAAGCUGAAGAAUCGGGAAAACAGAAGAUUCGGCAAGGUCCAAGAUUCGGGAAAGCUGAAGAUUCGGGGAAGUCCAAGAAUCGGGGAAGUCGAGAAAGAUUCGGAACCGAAGAAGAAACGAAAGAAAAGAAAUCUCGACAGUGUCCAGGAAAUCGUAA
This is a messenger RNA of Metschnikowia bicuspidata var. bicuspidata NRRL YB-4993, 2467 nucleotides long. RefSeq lists its product as uncharacterized. The transcript has a single exon. Lineage: Eukaryota; Fungi; Ascomycota; Pichiomycetes; Serinales; Metschnikowiaceae. Bases 113 to 2176 code for a protein of 687 amino acids. The record is from RefSeq and is a predicted model, not a curated record.